AUGUUUCCUAGCCCUGUGACGACGACGCCCUUCUCGGUCAAGGAUAUUUUGAACCUGGAACAGCACCAGAACGGCCUGGCCUCCAUGGAACUCUCCUCGCUGUCCUCCCCCUCCUGCAUGCUGGCCACCUUCAAGCAGGAGACGUACAGCGCUGAGCCCCCGGCCCUGCCCGACCUGCGGGAGGAGCU
Apaloderma vittatum (bar-tailed trogon) is the source of this 188-nucleotide messenger RNA. RefSeq names its product homeobox protein Nkx-2.5-like. The transcript has a single exon. The record is from RefSeq and is a predicted model, not a curated record. The annotation marks the transcript as partial. NCBI's taxonomy places the organism in Eukaryota, Metazoa, Chordata, Aves, Trogoniformes, Trogonidae.